AUGACAACAGCAACCGAGGAAGAUAUGGAACGAUUGACCACGGAGGUGGCUACAUUAUCAACACGAUUGGUUGAAGAGGUGGCCAAGUCUCUGGAUUUGGAAGCUCAAGUGUACUCCUUCCAUCGUGAUAUGGUGACCCUUAGACAGCAAGCUGCAGAUUAUCCGGAGUUAAAUCGGAAAUACACUUCAUUAAAUGCUCAAGUAGAUAAACUAAAAGCGGAAAAGGAAGCAGCAGAAGCGGAGAACAAAAGAUUGAACCUUGAGGUUGAAGAGUUAACUGCUAGUUUGUUUGACGAAGCAAAUAAUAUGGUAAACAAUGCCAGUCAAGAGACUCUUAAUUAUAAGAUUAAGAACCAAAAGUUAAAGGAGGAACUACAAGAGAAAUCCACGAUAAUUCAGGAUUUGCAAGAGCAGUUGACCAUUGUUAAGGAAAUGCUUAUGCAACGUGAUGAAGAAGAUAGAAGAAGACCACCUAUAAGUCAUUCCCCAUCACAAAGAAUCAGCCGAAAGUUCGGUAAUAGUGAUCCUUCUCUUCUGUUGGAGUCAGCAACAAUGACUACCAAAGAAUCCGAUAAUUUUGUUGCUACUACUACUGCUACUACGGAUACCACUUCCACUUUAAAAGAUGAAACAUCAGACACGGCUCAGACCACUGAGGACGAUGGUUCCAAUACCCAGCUUGAUUCAGAAGACGAUGAAUUCAGUGACAUUCAUUUAGUGUUAUAUUCUCCAACGAUUAACCAAGUCAGAUUUGAUUUGGAUAAUUUCCUCAUUGAUUUUACCCAAUUUGUUUAUACCAUCACAAGACCUACGUUCACCUAUGACUUGACUAAUUUGAAGCUUCUCAAAUGGUUUAAGAAGGUAUGGACGGAGGAAAUUGAAAAUAGCUUUGCAACCGUUCCAAAUAUCCCAACACUGAAGAUAAUGAUUCGAUUACAACCUGAACGCACGUUUUGGAAUUGUGUUGUUGAGGGUAGAGUGAUUGUGGAGCCAGUUAGUUCUGUGAAUGAGACAUUUAAAUUAUCAUAUCAGUCCCACGGAGGAGCGGCCAAUGGCCAUGGACAUAGCUCAAAGGGAACUUCAGCGCCUCCUCCAGUUGCAACUAAGGAGCCAUGUUCAUUCUGUGGAGAAUCAAGAGAUGAUAUUCUCGAGCAUUGCAGAUUGUAUUGUAUGAAGGUUGAACAAGAUGAUGUUGUAUCUCAAACAGUAUUCUACCCUUUAUGCAAUUAUUGUUUGGUUAAAUUACGGAACGUUUGUGAUUUCUUUGCCAAGGUAAGAAUGAUUAAAAGUAAUAUAUUUAAGUUGAACAUUGAGUAUGCCGAUACCAGAGAUGUGCUUUCUUCUAAGACCGUUAAUGCCGAAGCAUCUUCGUUGAGUCGAUUCAUGCAACUAGCUACUAAUCAAUCUCAUGUCAAGGUUAAAACUAUUAAGGAUAAGAGUAUUGUGAUACGACACUUUGUGAUGUUAGCUUUGGUACGAGUUAAAAUCUUUUGGAGUAAGAUUGGUAUAUGGGAUCUGAAUGUUCCGGAAGUUUCGUUGGACGAACUACAUCGCGAGUUGUUUAUGUAUUUGGUUGACCCGAAAUUUAGAGAAACGCAUUCAAAAGAGAUACGAGCAGCAAGAGAAGCAGCUUUAGCAUCUACGAAUGCAAGUCGUAAAACAUCAACGGAAGAAACACACCUCCAGAACAAUAAUGAAGCCAAAUCUCCAGAUAAGAGAACAACGUCUCAUAAACGGAAAGAGAGUUUACAAAAGUUACAAAAUGAACUUGAUGCUACUGCAGCUAUGUUACAAGAUUUAAAUUUAGAAUCUCCGAUUACAGAGAAUCCUUCAACUAAAAUCGAAGAUCAUCCAAAUGAAUCUAUAAGUGAUGACGAUGAUGAUCAAGAAUUUAAAGAUACGAGUGACGUUGUGGAAGAACACAAAUAG
Lizanozyma spartinae is the source of this 1929-nucleotide messenger RNA. RefSeq names its product guanine nucleotide exchange factor (gene SEC2). Lineage: Eukaryota; Fungi; Ascomycota; Pichiomycetes; Serinales; Debaryomycetaceae. The transcript has a single exon. The record is from RefSeq and is a predicted model, not a curated record. Gene Ontology annotation, molecular function: guanyl-nucleotide exchange factor activity. Gene Ontology annotation, biological process: exocytosis. The coding region runs from base 1 to 1929 and encodes 642 amino acids. Gene Ontology annotation, cellular component: cell tip; Golgi to plasma membrane transport vesicle.